GGAGCAGUUCUCUCUCGACCAACCACCACCAACCAGCAAGAACAUCAACAAGCAACACAACCUCAACUACCAUCACAAGCGCAUGACUCGAAUCCCCAACUAACUCUGCCCUCUCUUCUCUCUCUCUCCUCUCCUCCCUGAUACUCUCUUCCUCCGCCUCUCUUCCUCUCCAGGCUCCCCUUCUAUCUUUCUGAGAAACACUUCUCCAAACAGGAAUACUCACCCUUCAAUACAUGGUCUUCUGACCUUACUCAAUCAACACCUUAAGUAGUGGAUCGUACUUCAAGAAGAAGAACAAUAUCGAAGAAGCAGCAGCAGCAUCAGCAAAAGAAGAAAAAGAAAUAGCAAAAGAAAGAAGAGAAAUCAAAUUAUAUACAAUACGAAAGCAACAAUGGCAACAAGCUCGAACGCUGGUCUCUCUCGUCGAAGGGUUGCGGGAUCAAACAAUAAUGGCUCACCAUCAGCCAUGAACGGACCGCUCUCACCAGAUGGAUCAUCAGCCUACAAUAAGACAUUCCAAAACGACCAGUCGAGUACGACGAACGGAGCCAACUCCUCAAACAAUCACACCUCCAAUCGAGACCAAUCGAAUAAUGACCCGAGCCAGAACCACAAGAUUGCCUAUGAUCCACGAGAUCUGGAUGAUUCGACUGAGAGCUCCUUGAACCCGAAACUGACGAUCAUGGAAGAAAUCCUACUCCUGGGUCUCAAGGACAAACAGGGCUACCUAUCCUUCUGGAACGACAAUAUCUCCUACACUCUACGUGGCUGCAUCAUCCUCGAACUAGCACUUCGUCAUCGGAUCGCCAUGGUCAGGGAUCCGAACCGUAGAAGGUUCCCCCUACCCGAUCGAUAUAUUGAGGUGAUCGAUGAUCGACUGACUGGCGAGGUCCUGUUGGAUGAAGCCCUUAAAAUGAUGAAAGCUAGUGAGAAGAUGAGCGUGGGCACUUGGAUAGAUUUAAUGUCUGGUGAAACUUGGAAUGUGAUGAAGAUAGGGUAUCAGCUCAAGCAAGUACGGGAACGAUUAGCGAAAGGAUUAGUAGAUAAGGGAGUACUUCGAACCGAGAAGCGGAAUUUCCUAUUGUUUGACAUGGCGACUCAUCCGAUCUCAGAUUCGACCUUCAAGGAUGAUGUACUACGUCGCACGCUUUCGAUUCUCACCUCACGCACGGUUGCGGUACCAGUCUCGGAUCUGUACCAAGCAAACGUACGUUACCGAACGUUACGAGCGGUCUGCAUGGUAUGUGCAUCCUUUGCGGCCAACGUACUCGAGAACGCGCUCGUCCAUCUCUCCUACGAUGCCCGUGAGGCCGCCUUCCAGAAGUGCGACGAGCUCCUUGCUGAGUUCUCUCAAUGGCCCCUCGGGGCCGCCGGCGCGGGCUCAAGCAACCCGAGAUCCCCCGCCUCCGCUCCUCCCUCAGUCGCCGUCGGAUCCGGCGGCUCUGAUGUCACGAACGCUAACUUGCUCGAAAUCACUCGGGUCAGUCGCGCCGAAAUGGUGCCGGGUGAUGAACUACAGAUCGAAGUGGUCGCUGCUGUAUUGCAUGUGUUCAGCAAAAUGGACUCAUUGCUGUAACCGAAUAAUUGUAGAGAAUAGAGAGAAAAAAAAUAAAUCAUCUUCACACAUUUACUUUUGGUUUCUAAUUUUGUUUUUCUUCUCCUUCUUCUUCUUUCCCUUCAUGAAUCAGAAAGAGCUUAUUGAAAAAACCCCUUUUUCAUCUACUUAUUUUUGUUUAUUAGGUUUCACAUUUUUUUCAUAUUUACUUACAAAAUAGUCUCAUUUUUUCCCCUCCUUUCUUUCUCUUUUUAGAUUUUUUUUUUUUUUGAUUACACAAGCCUUUCUUAUUCAUUUG
Molecule: messenger RNA, 1853 nt
Organism: Puccinia graminis f. sp. tritici CRL 75-36-700-3
Lineage: Eukaryota; Fungi; Basidiomycota; Pucciniomycetes; Pucciniales; Pucciniaceae
Exons: 3
Coding region: 392-1576 (394 amino acids)
Biological process (GO): Golgi vesicle budding; Golgi to plasma membrane protein transport; Golgi organization
Cellular component (GO): Golgi cisterna; cytosol; trans-Golgi network
Molecular function (GO): phosphatidylinositol-4-phosphate binding
Source: RefSeq, a predicted model, not a curated record